Prunus armeniaca (apricot) is the source of this 198-nucleotide messenger RNA. NCBI's taxonomy places the organism in Eukaryota, Viridiplantae, Streptophyta, Magnoliopsida, Rosales, Rosaceae. The record is from the annotation of a GenBank genome assembly.
AUGAAGAGGACUCAUAGAGGUAGUACUGAGGUUGCAUCAUCUCGACUUGAUAGAGAUUGUCUCACAGCCUCAACUAGAAGACAUAGAGUGGAGAGGUUAGCCCCUCAAGAAGAGCAACCUCAACAUGGUCUCCUAGACCACUCCGAGGAUACUACAAAGGUUCAGGAUGUAGAGCUACAUUUGACCCAUCUUCCUUAA